CCUCCCUUCCUCCCUGUCCCCUCCACCCCUCCCAACCUCCCUCUCACUCUCUCUCACACUAUCGCCCUAUCUCAUUCACUCGUUCCAGCCUAGCGGGUGGUGAGGGAGGGAAGCAGUGCAGUGGAGGGAGAGACUAGGCAGGUGUUAAGCUCAUACUGUGUGAGAGAGUGAACGAGAGAGAGGGAACCAGGGAGUGAGAGAGAGAGAGAGAAAAACAGUGAGGGCAUGGUAAAAAGGCUAAAGCGCUAACUGAAUAGAUAGAAGGCUGGAGGCAGACGACACAUAGUGGUGGUAGAGAGAGAGAGAGAGAGAUUGUUGUAAGACUAAGAAUUUCAAGAGAAGCAGACACAGACUCCCAGAGAGAGAGAAAGAGACGUAAACACCAUGCUAAGGAGGAAGAGGAGUGUGUCCUUCGGAGGGUUUGGAUGGAUUGAUAAGAGUACGGUCAGUGCACUCAGAGCACGGAAGCAGGAGAGAGAGCUGCUGACCAUCUCUAAUGUUCCCCUGGCAGACUGCCCCCCUUCUCCUCCGCGCACAGCACCCCCCACCAUGAAGUCUGCCCAUUUCUUCGACAUGAUGGAGAAGAUGGAGGAUGACUACAUCCCAUACCCCAGGAUAGAGGAGGUGCUGGAGAGGGGUGGGCCGUACCCCCAGGUGAUCCUGCCAGAGUUUGGGGGAUACUGGAUUGAGGAUCCUGACGCCCUCGUCCCCACACCCCCUUCUCGGUACCCCAGCCUGUGUGACAGGGGGGACGAUGGAGGGGGAGGAGAAGGGGAAGAGGGGGACGCUGCCCUAGUGGGUUAUGGGUACCGGCUGGAGAGUAACGACGCAGCACGCGCCUACAGGAAGCACUUCCUGGGCAAGGACCACUUGAAUUUUUACUGCACGGCCAGUUGUCAUGGCAACCUCGUUCUGUCUGUGAAACAUGAGGAAGUGAAGAGUCAGGAGUAUCUGCAUGUCAUCCUCAGGUCUAGGAUGAAAACAAUGUAUGAUAGGAUCUCUCUAGCAGAACUUCCUGAGCUGCCUAGUGUCCCUCAACUAGCCAAGCUGCUGUGUGAGGAUGCUGUUGGUCUCAGAUUCAGUCCAGCUCUGUAUCCCAAGGCCUCCCAACUUAUAGUGAGCUAUGAUGAACAUGAGGUGAACACCACCUUCAAGUUUGGGGUCAUCUACCAGAGGUUUGGACAGGUUUCGGAGGAAGAGUUGUUUAGAAACAGUGAGGAGACACCAGCCUUCACUGAGUUCCUCAGUUUACUGGGAGAGACUGUAGACCUACAGGACUUUAAAGGGUUCCGUGGUGGUCUGGAUGUGUGUCAUGGUCAGACAGGCUCACAGUCGGUCUACACAGACUACAGAGAACAGGAGAUCAUGUUCCAUAUCUCUACCAAGCUGCCCUACACAGAGGGAGACAGGCAACAGCUCCAGAGGAAGCGACACAUAGGAAAUGACAUCGUAGGAGUGGUGUUCCAGGAAGAGGCCACACCCUUCGUAGCAGACAUGAUCGCCUCAAACUUCCUCCACGCCUUCAUACUGGUGCAGGUGGACAACCCCUGUACCCAACAAACCACCUACAAGGUGUCAGUCACGGCCCGAGAGGGUGUACCUUCAUUUGGCCCGCCCCUCCCCAGUCCAGCAGUGUUUAAAAAGGGUCCAGAGUUCAGAGAGUAUCUUCUCACUAAGUUGAUCAAUGCAGAGAAUGCCUGCUACAAGAGUGACAGAUUCGCCAGGCUGGAGGAGCGAACGCGGGCGGCCCUGCUCGACGGUCUACAUGACGAGCUGCACAGACACACUCAGCGCAUGCUGGGAGUGGGCAUCGGCCCCGAGGAGGAGCGGGCGGAGAAUGGACAUGGCCACGGAGGACUGCUGGAGUCGAUCAAGAGGGCGAUGCGAGGAAGGAGUGUCUCCAUGGAGAUGAUGGCAAAGGGUGGAGGAGGUGGCCUGUCCACCAGUCUGAGUGGAGGGGUUCUGCUCCACAGCAGCUCUGAUGCAACUAAUGUUAAGUCUCCAGUGAAACGUCGCUCUGGUCUUUUCCCUCGUCUGCUCAGUAUAGACAGCCAGACAGAGAGACAUAACCACAAUCAUCGCAGUCUCCAUAGUGACCAGAGAAGCUUUGAUACUGGCCACCCCACGCAGGAAGUGAGGUCAGAGACCCUCUCUAACCCCAGCUCUCCAGAGGCCUCUCUUAAGGAAAGGCCCAGCAGUGUAAAGUUGAAUGAGUGCAGUGCAAGCAGGACAAACGUCUCACACUCCUCAUCUAGUACAAGUAGCUUCAGCAGUGCAGCAGGAGAGGGAGAGGCCACCGACACUGACCCUAACACCCUGGCACCCUCAGUGUUCCUUUCUGUUCACAGCCCCUCCCUCACUGUUGAAGGUCAGAGUUCAGGGACCCCUGUCAUUAUGUGUCGCAGCCCCACUGAGUUAAAGAAUAAGAGUUCUCCUAGAUCCAACUUGAAGUUCCGUUUUGAUAAAUUGAGUCACUCUGCGACAGGACACUAGGUGACAGAUGUGGGAUGAGAGAGAGAUAAAACAGUUCAAAUGGGAUGGAGGUAUGAAGGGCAGUACAUUAGGGAUGGGUGGAGAGAAAUAACAAGAGAGAGAAGGCCCCUCCAACCUGAGGAAGAGGUUGAAAGAAGAGAAAUGGCUCAAGAUGGAUGAUUCGGUACACACACUACAGUGGAAGUUUUAGGCCCAGGCAAAGCUUUGCUCUGUGGAUAAUGGUCCUUUCAUAUUCAGCUGUCUGUGUGGUUGUUUCCUGAACACUGAUCAAAGUUCUAUGAGUGGCUCUAACAUGGGUCCUUGUCAGCAACUGCACUGCAUUCAAUACCACACAGAACUGUAAGGCAUAGAUUCAAUUCAACAUCACUAAGGCCAGAAGUUUUUCCUGACCAUGUGGUCUAACCAGGAAAAACUCUGGCCAUAGGCAUCACCAAUGGAGGCAAUAUUGAUGUCCAGACCGCCAUUCUUGGAAAGGGAAAAGUAAUCAUGGCUUGUCAUACAAAUGUUACAAUCUGAGGGUCCCUGGAAUUUCUACACUGAACAAAAAUAUAAAAGCAACAUGUAAAGUGUUGGUCCAAUGUUUCAUUAGCUGAAAUAAGAUCCCUGAACGACACGCACAAAAAUAUGAUUUCUCUAAAAUGUUGUGCUCAAAUGUGUUUACAUCCCUGUUACUGAGCAUUUCUCCUUUACCAAGAUAAUCCAGCCACCUGACAGCUGUGGCAUAUCAAGAAGCUGAUUAAACAGCAUGAUCAUUUCAUGUGCACCUUGUGCUGGGGACAAUAAAAGGCCACUCUAAAAUGUGCAGUUUUGUCACCCAACACAAUGCAACAGAUGUCUCAAGUUUUGAGGGAGCAUGCAAUUGGCAUGCUGACUGCAAGAAUAUCCACCACAGCUGUUGGCAGAGAAUUGAAUGUUAAUUUGAUGUAUGCACUUCACGGAUUAAUCCCGGUUUCAACUGUACCCAAGCAGAUGGCAGAUAGCGAGCGUGUAUGGCUUCGUGUGGGCGAGUGGUUUGCUCAUGUCAACGUUAAAAACAGAGUGCCCCAUGGUGGCGGCGGUGUUAUGGUAUGGGCAGGCAUAAGCUAUGGACAAUGAACACAAUUGCAUUUUAUCAAUGUCAAUUUGAAUGCACAGAGAUACCGUGAUGAGAUCCUGCGGCCCAUUGACGUGCCAUUCAUCCGCUGCCAUCACUUCUUGUUUCAGCAUGAUAAUGCAUGGCCCCAUGUCUCAGGGAUCUGUACACAAUUCCUGGAAGCUGAAAAUAUCCUAGUUCUUCCAAUUGCUUGCAUACUCACCAGGCAUGUCACACAUUGAGCAUGUUUGGGAUGCUCUGGAUCAACAUGUACGACAGUUUUCUCCAGUUCCCGCCAAUAUUCAGCAACAUCGCACAGCCAUGGACAAUCAGUGGAACAACAUUCUACAGGCCACAAUAAACAGCCUGAUCAACUCUACGCGAAGGAGAUGUUGCGCUGCAUGAGGCAAAUGGUGGUCACACUAGUUACUGACUGGUUUUCUGAUCCACGCCCUUACCUUUUUUUUCAAAGGUGUCUGUGACCAACAGAUGCAUAUCUGUAUUUCCAGUCAUGUGAAGUCAUAGAUUAGGGCCUAAUUUAUUUAUUUCAAUUAACUGAUUUCCUUAUAUGAACUGAAACUCGGUAAAAUCGUUGAAAUUGUUGCAUGUUGCAUUUAUAUUUUUGUUCAGAAGGAAUAAAGUGAUUCUUGAUUCUGUUCUAAUUGUUCUAUUUCUCUGUCUGAAACAAACAUCCAUGCAAAAGAGAAAAUGACAAUGCAAAAUCAAAGAAAAAGAAAAAUGUACCCAGCAAACAUCACUCUAUUGGCCCCAUGUGGGUAUUCGAUUGGCAAGGUGGGAACGGGCUAGCCCACACCAGGCCCAUACCGAUGGACUAUAUACAGCUGCAGCGAUCGGUUAGCUGCUCAGAUAGCAGAUGUUUAAAGUUGGUGAGGGAGAUAAAAGUCUCCAACUUCAGCGAUUUUUGCAAUUCGUUCCAGUCACAGGCAGCAGAGAACUGGAAGGAAAGGCGGCCAAAUGAGGUGUUGGCUUUAGGGAUGAUCAGUGAGAUACACCUGCUGGAGCGCGUGCUACGGGUGGGUGUUGCCAUCGUGACCAGUCAACUGAGAUAAGGCGGAGCUUUACCUAGCAUGGACUUGUAGAUGACCUGGAGCCAGUGGGUCUGGCGACGAAUAUGUAGCGAGGGCCAGCCGACUAGAGCAUACAGGUCGCAGUGGUGGGUGGUAUAAGGUGCUUUAGUAACAAAACGGAUGGCACUGUGAUAAACUGCAUCCAGUUUGCUGAGUAGAGUAUUGGAAGCUAUUUUGUAGAUGACAUCGCCGAAGUCGAGGAUCGGUAGGAUAGUCAGUUUUACUAUGGUAAGUUUGGCGGCGUGAGUGAAGGAGGCUUUGUUGCGGAAUAGAAAGCCGACUCUAGAUUUGAUUUGUUUGAUGUGAGUCUGGAAGGAGAGUUUACAGUCAAGACAGACACCUAGGUACUUAUGGAUGUCCACAUAUUCUAGGUCGGAACCAUCCAGGGUGGUGAUGCUAGUCAGGCGUGCGGGUGCAAGCAGCGAACGGUUGAAAAGCAUGCAUUUGGUUUUACUAGCGUUUAAGAGCAGUUGGAGGCCACGGAAGGAGUGUUGUAUUGCAUUGAAGCUCGUUUGGAGGUUAGAUAGCACAGUGUGAAUGGUCCUGGUGCACCAACAAAGUGUCAGGGGAAGCCAGCUUGGAUUUGGCUUCACACCAAUCACAUCACAUCAGAAGCCAAACGUAAUUCACAGGAAAAAAACAUAUUGUUGCAUCUCGUUGUGUCGUUGUCCUCCGGUGGCUAGCGAGCUAAAACCAUCCAUUUCCUAAAUUAGCCAUGGAUGGAGAUAGGGAUUUGGAGUUGUGGUUUUACUUAAUUCUCCAUGCUGGCAAAUACUUACAACUGUGAUUCUGAUCCAACCAUAAAUUCAUGCAUUGUACCGCUGCCCUGAGAGGAUGGAAGUUCAACAUGUAGCUAGAUGUAGUAGGCUAAUGUUAUUAACUAGCUGGCCUGGUGCAUCUUUGCCCUUGAAAGGAAGUUAGGCUAACAAGUAAUCGUUUUAGUCAGGUAGACUAGGACAGCAAAAACUAAAAGUGUGUACUGUAUGACAGUCACAGACUGUUUAGGCAACAUGAAAGAGGAGGAUGGCAUUGGCAUUUCUCUACAAGUAGAGUGAGUCAACAUGUCUUUUCGACUUGCCCGCACACACACAACACGGGCUAACAAGGUAAUAUCAAAGAGUUUCUAAACCCAGAGGCCCACCAUUGCGGGACCACUUGCCAAACAGACCAGGCUGGGGUUUGGGGUUUGAGAAGUCAAUGAGAGAAAUUCAAAAUUCUUCCUUUGUUCAUUUUCUCUACAUGUAAAAACACAACCUAGAUUCGAGCCAAUAUCUUAAGUAGUUGAACAUGUUAUUACUCCAACCUCAUGAAAGUUACAAACUGACACAUUUUCAUUUUUGUAAAAAUUAACUUUAUAUCGAAGGAGUGCCUUUGAUUUGACGGCCUGCACAUGAGCAGAUGGCCGUUAGACUCGAUGACGUGUUAGCCAACGUCGCCAUGACAUCGCCUACAAGUGUGAUCGUGAAUUUCUACUGUACCCUCUUUGGUAAUAUGGCAGACAUUUAAAAGACUACGGCUACCGGGAACCAAACUCUUGACACUGGUUUGUGGCAAGAACUGCAAUGCUGCUGGGUUUCUCAUGCUCAACAGUUUCCCGUGUUUAUCAUGAAUGAUCCACCACCCAAAAGUAUUCCAGCCAACUUGACACAACUGUGGGAAGCAUUGGAGUCAACAUGGGCCAGCAUCCCUGUGGAACGCUUUCGACACCUUUUAGUCCAUGACCCGACAAAUUGAGGCAGUUGAUUGAGUUGAUAGGCUACAAUGUUGCCCUUCACUAGCGAUAGUGCAAUUCAAGACAGAUAGAAAGGGAGGCAGAUAGGCAGAGUAGGGAGAUUAAUGCAAUUGAAAGAACCUGCAUUGUCAUCAGGAUAUUUACUGUUUUUAUUUGUCGGAUUUAUGUAUAUUUACUUAGUUGACAAAGGAAGUUAUAGGCCUACUGCUACAUUGGCCUUGGCUAUCUCUCAUUUCUUUAGCCGCCAAUGGCUCAUGGUGAAUCAAUGUGUCCAUAUGGCAGAAGCUGGUGCUCUUGCAUUAGUGGAAUUAUAAUUUUAGAUUUUUAUCAUUUUAAUUCCGAUUUGUAUUAUUAACCAGGUGACAAUAAUUUUGAGAAUUGAAAACAUUAUUAUUGAAAUGAAACUGUUCCACGAAAAUGCGCAUAUGAAAAACAUAACUAGCACACAGUUUCGGUAGAAAUGGUAGGAUAAAUUGUAAGCUUCCCCAAACUUGAAACUCCCAAUCUUGAAAUUCAAGCGCCUAGGAAUAGACUGCUGUGAAUAGAGCGCACAUUAUUUAUAUUUUUUUAAAGGGUAGAUCAACUUUAAUAUUGCAGAUAGAUAUUAUAUCAAUGUAAUUGUCUGCAUCAUUUCAAAUCCCCCAUAUAUUUGUUUUUGUAAAUAUAUUUUCCUUUAUUAUUUUCCCCUAACACCACCACCCCUCCCCUAAUUGGAGUAAACUAAUGGACAACAAUACUUAGGCUUCUACUGACAGCUUAUACAUACUAUAUCCAUUUUACAGACACAGUAUAUUUUACAUUAGUUAUCUUGUGUUUGUUUUUAGUCUCACCCUUCAGCUACCCUCAACCCCUCCCAUCUACAGUGCAUUCGGAAACUAUUCAGACCCUUUCUUUUUCAAAAUUGUGUUUUUUUUCCCUCAUCAAUCUACACACAAUACCCCAUAAAAGGUUUUUAGAAAACUUAACAAAUUUUUAAAAACUAUGACAUUUGCAUAAAUAUUCAGUCCCUUUACUCAGUACUUUGUUGAAGCACCUUUGGCAGCGAUGACAGUUUCUUCCAUUCUUCUCUGCAGAUCCUUAAAGCUCUGUCAGGUUGGAUGGGGAGCAUUGCUGCACAGCUAUUUUCAGGUCUCUCCAGAGAUGUUCAAUUGGGUUCAAGUCUGGGCCACUCAAGGACUUGUCCCGAAGCCACACCUGCAUUGUCUUGGCUGUGUGUUGUUGGUGAACCUUCGCCCAAGUUUGAUGUCCAGAGCACCCUGGAGCAGGUUUUCAUCAAGGAUGUCUUUGUACCUUGCUCCUUUCAUCUUUCCCUCGAUCCUGACUAGUCUCUCAGUCCCUGUCGCUGAAAAACAUCCCCACAGCAUGAUGCUGCCACAACUAUGCUUCAACGUAGGGAUAGUGCCAGGUUUCCUCCAGACGGGACGCUUGGCAUUCAGGCCAAAUAAUUCAAUCUUGCUUUCAUCAGACCAGAGAAUCUUGUUUUUCCCAUGGUCUGAGAGUCCUUUAGGUGCCUUUUGGCAAACUCCAAUCGGGCUGUCAUGUGCCUUUUACUGAGGAGUGGUUUCCGUCAGGCCACUGUACCAUAAAGGCCUGAUUGGUAGAGUGCUGCAGAGAUGGUUCUCGAAAGUUCUCCCAUCUCCACAGAGGAACUCUGGACCUCUGUCAGAGUGACCAUUGGGUUCUUGGUCACCUCUCUGACCAAGGCCCUUCUCCUUAAAGUUACAUGUAAUUUGCACCAUGCAUGAUCAUUGCAGCCUAUCAUGGGGGCGGCAGCGUAGCCUAGUGGUUAGAGCGUUGGACUAGUAACCGGAAGGUUGCAAGUUCAAACCCCCGAGCUGACAAGGUACAAAUCUGUCGUUCUGCCCCUGAACAGGCAGUUAACCCACUGUUCCCAGGCCGUCAUUGAAAAUAAGAAUGUGUUCUUAACUGACUUGCCUGGUUAAAUAAAGGUCAAAUUAAAAUUUCAUGAGAACGGGCUCACUGAGCAUUGCUGUACAGCAGCCUACUUACCAAAGAUUGCACUGUGUCCAUUACAAUAUAUCAAUAUCCAUAUUACUGUAGCUUCAUUUUAUUCUUUUUAACUAUUUCUAUGGCGCAAUUUAUGGAAGAUGCCAAAACCUUGGAGAUAACAAUAGAUAGAGAAGUCAAAGAUAGGCCAGUGGUUUUCAUCUGUGGUAAAGUUUUCCCUAAAUCAAUGUGUAUGACAAAUCCAGCUCCAGAACCAGUCAUAGAGCCAGCUGGCUAAUCUUUUUAAUACAGAUAUUAGCUGUAUUAAACUCCAUGCGGAGAUUCUAUGUGGAAAUUCCCACACCCAAUUUGGUUCGCCUUCGUCAUUCUUCGGAGGUGGAAUCUAAACAUGCAUUUCCUCUCGAGGACAAGAAAUUACAUUGAAAUAGUGGUGAAAACUUCCUCUCCGCACUGUUUCCACAUGCCAAUGUGGGCAUGUUUCCUGGUAAAAGAUGGGCUUAUUUCAGGCAACGUGAGUGCUACCUUUACCAGAUAUGGUCUGCCCACUCUGCACAAAUGCCUUUGGGGCCAACGUUGAGACGAUGAGCAAAGGAGCAUUGGCCUAAUAUUGGCAGCCUACAUGGGGCCAAUAUUUUUGCCCCCAUUGGGCCCACAUCUUGCCAAUGUGGACAUGUUUGCUGGAUAUAUUUUUGCACUAAACUGACACACUGUUGUGAAUAAUUCCUAGUAAGUGAUAUUGAUAUAUAGUGGGACAAAAAAAUAUUUAGUCAGCCACCAAUUGUGCAAGUUCUCCCACUUAAAAAGAUGAGAGAGGCCUGUAAUUAUACUCACAUCAUAGGUACACUUCAACUAUGACAGACAAAAUUAGAAAAAAAAAUCCAGAAAAUCACAUUGUAGGAUUUUUUAUGAAUUUAUUUGCAAAUUAUGGUGGAAAAUAAGUAUUUGGUCAAUAAAAAAAGUUUAUCUCAAUACUUUGUUAUAUACCCUUUGUUGGCAAUGACAGAGGUCAAACGUUUUCUGUAAGUCUUCACACACUGUUGCUGGUAUUUUGGCCCAUUCCUCCAUGCAGAUCUCCUCUAGAGCAGUGAUGGGGCUGUUGCUGGGCAACACGGACUUUCAACUCCCUCCAAAUAUUUUUUAUGGGGUUGAGAUCUGGAGACUGGCUAGGCCACUCCAGGACCUUGAAAUGCUUCUUACGAAGCCACUCCUUCGUUGCCCGGGCGGUGUGUUUGGAAUCAUUGUCAUGCUGAAAGACCCAGCCACGUUUCAUCUUCAAUGCCCUUGCUGAUGGAAGGAGGUUUUCACUCAAAAUCUCACGAUACAUGGCCCCAUUCUUUCUUUCCUUUACACGGAUCAGUCGUCCUGGUCCCUUUGCAGAAGAACUGCCCCAAGGUAUGAUGUUUCUACCCCCAAUGCUUCACAGUAGGUAUGGUGUUCUUUGGAUGCAACUCAGCAUUCUUUGUCCUCCAAACACGACGGGUUGAGUUUUUACCAAAAAGUUUCAUCUGACAAUAUGACAUUCUCUCAAUCUUCUUGGAUCAUCCAAAUGCUCUUUAGCAAACUUCAGACGGGCCUGGACAUGUACUGGCUUAAGCAGGGGGACACGUCUGGCACUGCAGGAUUUGAGUCCCUGGCGGCGUAGUGUGUUACUGAUGGUAGGCUUUGUUACUUUGGUCCCAGCUCUCUGCAGGUCAUUCACUAGGUCCCCCCGUGUGGUUCUGGGAUUUUUGCUCACCGUUCUUGUGAUAAUUUUGACCCCAAGGGGUGAGAUCUUGCGUGGAGCCCCAGAUCGAGGGAGAUUAUCAGUGGUCUUGUAUGUCUUCCAUUUCCUAAUAAUUGCUCUUUUAUACUGAUAACAAGUUCAAACAGGUGCCAUUAAUACAGGUAAUGAGUGGAGGACAGAGGAGACUCUUAAAGAAGAAGUUACAUGUCUGUGAGAGCCAGAAAUCUUGCUUGUUUGUAUGUGACCAAAUACUUAUUUUCCACCAUAAUUUGCAAAUAAAUUCAUUAAAAAUCCUACAAUGUGAUUUUCUGGAUUUUUUCUCUUCUCAUUUUGUCUGUCAUAAUUGAAGUGUGCCUAUGAUGAAAAUUACAGGCCUCUCUCAUCUUUUUAAGUGGGAGAACCUGCACAAUUGGUGGCUGACUAAAUACUUUUUUGCCCCACUGUAAAUGUGUCAUGUAAUCAUGUUGCACAUACUGUAUACACUACAGUUCAAAAGUUUGUGGUCACUUAAAAAUGUCCUUGUUUUUUAAAGAAAAGCAAAAAAAUGGUUCAUUAAAAUAACACCAGAUUGAUGCAGUGUAUACAUUGUUAAUGUUGUAAAUGACUAUUGUAGCUGGAAACAGAUGAUUUUUAGUGGAAUAUCUACAUAGGCGUACUGAGGCCCAUUAUCAGCAAGCAUCUAUGUUCCAAUGGCACGUUGUGUUAGCUAAUCCAAGUUUAUAAUUUUAAAGGGCUAAUUGAUCAUUAGAAAAACCUUUUGCAAUUAUGUUAGCACAGCUGAAAACUGUCAUUCUGAUUAAAAAAGCAAUAAAACUGGCCUUCUUUAGACUAGUUGAGUAUCUGGGGCAUCAGCAUUUGUGGGUUCGAUUACAGGCUAAAAAUGGACAGAAACAAAUAACUGUCUUCUGAAACUCGUCAGUCUAUUCUUGUUCUGAGAAUUUAAGGCUAUUCCAUGCGAGAAAUUGCCAAGAAACUGAAGAUCUCGUACUACUCCUUUCACAGAACAGCGCAAACUGGCCCUAACCAGAAUAGAGAGAGGAUUGGGAGGCCCCGGUGCACAACUGAGCAAGAGAACAAGUACAUUAGAGAGUCUAGUUUGGGAAACAGACGCCUCACAAGUCCUCAACUGGCAGCUUCAUUAAAUAGUACCCGCAAAACACCAGUCUCAACGUCAACCGUGAAGAGGCGACUCCGGGAUGCUGGCCUUCUAGGUAGAGUUCCUCUGUCCAGUGUCUGUGUUCUUUUGCCCAUCUUAAUCUUUCCUUUUUAUUGACGAGUCUGAGAUAUGGCUUUUUCUUUGCAACUGCCUAGUAGGCAGGGAGUAGUACACAACGUUGUACGAGAUCUUCAGUUUCUUGGCAAUUUCUCGCAUGGAAUAGCCUUAAUUUCUCAGAACAAGAAUAGACUGACGAGUUUCAGAAGAAAGUUCUUUGUUUCUGGCCAUUUUGAGCCAUUUUGAGCCACAACUUGCCAUUGGAAUACAGGAGUGAUGGUUGCUGAUAAUGUGCCUCUGUAUGCCUAUGUAGAUAUUCCAUUAAAAAUCUGCCAUUUCCAGCUACAUUCCAGUCAUUUACAACAUUAACAACGUCUACACUGUAUUUCUGAUCAAUUUGAUGCUAUUUUAAACCACAAAAAAAUGUGCUUUUCUUUCAAAAACAAGGACAUUUAUAACUGAACCCAAAAUUUUGAACAGUAGUGUAUGUACAGUGUGUGUGUGCAUAUAUAUGAAAAGAGCACACGUCUUGAAAAUUGUUUUCAUUCUCUCAUGUAAUUGCACUAAAAUACCUGGUGGUUAUGGGUGCGCUUGCUUCCAUGCUCGCCCAGAUGUCAGGCGGGUCUUGGUCCUUCCCACCCUUGGAAAAUCCCUUUGGGCUGGGGUCAAGUGCACCCACUGACCAGAGCACCCACUAAUGGGAGCGGCCAUUUGUAUUGUAUUUGCAUUGCACUGUUGAUGUUGUUGUCAAAAUUAUUUUUUAAAGAUAUACAAAAAUACAAAUAGCAUUGAAAGCACGAGUACUUAUUUUCUAUCCAUUAUGCACCUGACCUCUCCUUACUAAACCUGAUUUUACCCAAGUGGUAAACCCUUAUCAAUAGUGUCUUAAAUUAUCCCCAUAACCAAGCACUGAAUCAAGUAAUUGAGUACAGUAUUUUUAACAUAUAAAUAUAGUAUAUGAAUAUAUGAUAUAUAUGUUAGUAUGUUAUAUGAUUGACAAAUGCCUAUUUGGAUUUAUGUGUGAUUGUAUGAUGAGGGACAACAGUUGUGGAGGUUUCCUGAUGUCUGUUGUUGUCACCCCUGGUAAUGUAUAGAUUAUAGCCUAUAUACUAUUUAUGAUUGAGCACAUAGCUAACCCUAUGACUGUGAUAUAUGGGUCAGACAUAAACAAUAAAAAAAUGUAGGUUUUGUGUUGCCAUUGUCUUGACAAUGAAAUAAUAAGUAUGUAAUUUACAGUUAACACAUGUAAAUCAAAUUUACUUAUGUGCCAAUGGAGAAUUCGCUGAAUAAAAUACUGUAUUUUGUGUCACAA
This is a messenger RNA of Oncorhynchus nerka (sockeye salmon), 12601 nucleotides long. RefSeq names its product rap1 GTPase-activating protein 2-like. Gene Ontology annotation, molecular function: GTPase activator activity. Gene Ontology annotation, cellular component: cytoplasm; plasma membrane. Gene Ontology annotation, biological process: regulation of small GTPase mediated signal transduction; activation of GTPase activity. The record is from RefSeq and is a predicted model, not a curated record. The coding region runs from base 385 to 2493 and encodes 702 amino acids. NCBI's taxonomy places the organism in Eukaryota, Metazoa, Chordata, Actinopteri, Salmoniformes, Salmonidae. The transcript is spliced from 24 exons.